Molecule: messenger RNA, 1914 nt
Organism: Penicillium argentinense
Lineage: Eukaryota; Fungi; Ascomycota; Eurotiomycetes; Eurotiales; Aspergillaceae
Exons: 2
Coding region: 1-1914 (637 amino acids)
Source: RefSeq, a predicted model, not a curated record
AUGUCGUACUACGACGAUCGUCGCUAUCACGCACCCCGCGACCGCGGCCGCCCAGCCAGCGGUUAUGCUGCAGAUUACUACGACGACCACCCGCGGGGCCGAUAUGCAAGGCGCGACCGCGAUCCCUAUCCCUACUAUCGGGAUGACGGCUCGGUCGAGGAAAUCCCUCGCGAUUUCCCCCCGGUCGGGAUUAUGUCGUCGAGCGCGGCCAUGACUCGCGGCGGGCGCCGCGCCGUCCAGUAUACGAAACUGUGCGUCGGGCGUCAUCUGUCAGCGGUGAUCCGUACUACGAUAGCGGAUAUUAUCGUCGUUCCCGUCCUACCCGAUCCCGUCGGCCCGCGUCGCUCCAAAUACGACUCUGCUUCCGAAUCCAGCCGCUCUCCACCACGCCAUAGCCGUCGCAAGUCCAUCAGCGAAGCUGCCCUUGGUGCCCUAGGUCUCGGCGCUGCCUCAAAAAGCAGUGAUCGCUCCUAUUCCCGUCAUGGUCAAGACCGCGGCCGCUCAUACUCCCGUCAUGGUCGUUACUCGUCCGACUCCCGCAGCCGCAGCCGUGACCGCGGUCGUCAUAGCAGCAAACGUGAAAAGAGCGAGCAGCGUAUAAUGCAAGCUGCUCGUGCUGCGUUGACGGCCGGUGCUGCAGAGGCUUUUCGUUCCCGCAAGGAUCCCGGCGAAUGGACCGGGGAAAAGGGUAGGCGAGUCUUGACUGCCGCUGUUACUUCCGCCGCGACCGAUGGACUUGUCGAUAAAGAUCCCAAAAAGCACGGAACACGCCAUGUUAUCGAAUCCACGCUUGCCGGUCUGGCUACCAGUCACCUUGUCAAUGGCGGGCGAUCCUCGUCUCGUGGCCGAGAUGGUCGUGGGCGUUCGUCUGGUGGUAUCAAGAACCUUGCCGCGACGGGUGCUCUGGCUGCUGCUGGUAAAGAAAUCUAUGAUCGAUUCUCUCGCUCACGAUCUCGACCACGCGGUCGAGACGAACGAGACGAUGAUUCUCGUUACAGCGAUGAUGAGCGCCGUGGAUCCAGAAAGCGCAGCAAGAGUGUUUCGGAUUACAUCAACAAAGGCAUUGCGGCUCUAGGCCUCGAUGAAGGCAAAGACCGCGGCAGCCGCGACCGAAGCAGAGAUCGGAGCAAAGACAGAGACGAUCGAUCAGACCGUCGGGAACGUCGUCACCACCGUGACGAUCGUCGAGACAGAGACCGAGACUCCCGGUAUGACGGGUACUCGGGUUCUGAUGCAGACAGUGACUACGGCAGGGGAUAUUCGAGACGAGGCCGAGGCUCGAGAGAUGUAGGUAGAACGCGUUCUUUGAAUGGCGGACGAGUACCCCCCUACAGCCCAACCAGCGCACCACGCAGUGCCGGCUCCCAACGGCCGACCUCGCGUGGUGACGACUGCUCAUGCUCCGACAGUGAUUCUGACCUAGGUGACAGUUCUGAUGAGAAGAAGAUGAAGAAGAAGAUGAGGCGAGAUAUGCUCUUGACAUCCGGUCUCGCGACGGUGGCAUCCAUUCAUGCCGCGCACGGUGUCUAUGGUUCAGUGAACAAGCGCAAGCUGCGAAUGAAGCAAUUGAAAGAAGGAGAGAUUACCCCUGAAGAAGCGCGCAAGCAACGGAUCAAGGCGAAUACCCUCGAUGCAGCGAGUAUCGGUCUGGCGGCAUUGGGCAUCAAGGGUGCUUAUGGCGAGUGGAAGGAGGUUAAUGAGAAGCGCAAGGAGAACAACAAUUUCCAGCAUGAGUGUGUGCGUCGGGCGAUGAAGCGCGAGCUGAAGCGCAAUCGCAGUAACUCUAUGCCUUCUUAUCAUCGCUGGCCGGAUGAGAUUGAGGAGAAUGCGUACUCGGGUGGUCAUGGCAGUUUCUCGUACCAUGAUGGAAACCCAUAUGGGGCUACUACCGAGGCGCCUGCUAUAUCUUAUUAG